UAUGUAAAUUACAGCCAAUAGAUGCUGUUGUUGAGUUGGGCUGGGAUUAGCGGAGGCGAAUGACUUUCAAUUUUACUGGAUUACAGAACAAAGGGGAAAGGGGACAUACUCCACUGUUAAAGAAAAGAGAGAGAAACGGGGAAAAUGGACAAAUAAUCUCGGCGAUAACAUUUUGCAAUCGAUUUUGUGCCAUAAUGCUUCAGAUCACAAGGUUUCGAAAACACGAUAAUGCUACAUUUUAGAUGGGAAUUCUACAGUUGCGGUUGGAUUAAACGGGGAAUAACCUUAUUACGGGAUUGACAGCAUAACGACAUUUAAACGUUGUUUUUGGUAAGUGGAGGAAUGGCGCAGAUGAGGAAGUCAGGAUGUGAUGGGAUAAGAACUAACUCCCGGGCUGAGCUGCGGGUCCCACAGGUGUCAGCCAGACAGGAGAUCCUCACCAGCCUAGUGUCUGCGUUGGACUCAGUGUGCACAGCCAUGUCAAAGCUCAACGCCGAGGUAGCUUGCAUCACCGUGCACGAGGACAGCGUGAUCACCGUGGGAACAGAGAAGGGAAGAGUCUUCCUCAACUCACGGAGGGAAAUACAAACAGACUUCCACAAGUUUUGCAAGAUGCCCUGUCUACAAGGGCUGACCACAGUGAAUGCCCAUGUCAAUGUCCAGGAAAAUGAAUCAUGCAAGCUUGGCAAAGAGGGCGGGCACGGCAAACAGAGGGCCUCAACAGACGCCCACUCUAACAUCUUUGUCUUGAGAAAAAUGGUGGAAGAAGUAUUCAGUGUGCUUUACAGCGAAGCCGUUGGGAAGAGUAGCCUGGUCCCUGUGCCUUAUGAGUGGAUCCUGAAGGACCCCAGCUCUGUGGUGGCCCACGGCCUGCCUGAGGGGAUCGCCCUGAGGAAACCUGCCGAGUACGACACCAAGACCUUAAUGAAGAUCCUUGAGCAGAGCAACCGCAUCCACUUCACUGUCAAAAGAACAACAGCAGAGCCCUCGCGGGAGGCUAAGUCAAGCGCCGGCGACGUCAGAAACCACAACUCCUCCUCGGGCGCCAUCAAGAGCCUAGCUAUCCAUGGCCCGGCCUCCAAGCCUGCCACCGCCGCCCAGGAAGUGUCCAACGCUUCAGUCUCAGCCAGCAACUCCAUGCUCUCCAGCUUCCUGUAUGGCAUGCCCAUGUCCUCCCAGCCACACCCCGAUGGCAAGCUGGACCUCAAGCCCACAUCCCUCUUCAACCUGGGUAAAGACCGCCUGGGGGCCUGGGCGGCGGGGGCGGAGAAAGGGACGGCUGCCAAGGACAGUUCCGACAAUGGUGAGUGGAUAGGACUCCAAGGGGAGUUGGGCCAGACUCCUCCCAGCAUCCACGUCUCCAAACGCCUCCUGUUUUCCAUAGUUCAUGAGAAGUCAGAAAAAUGGGACUCGUUCAUUCGAGAGACUGAGGACAUAAACACACUGAGAGAAUGUGUGCAGAUCCUGUUCAACAGUCGCUAUGCGGAGGCCCUGGGCUUGGACCACAUGGUUCCAGUGCCGUACCGGAAGAUAGCCUGUGACCCAGAGGCCGUGGAGAUCAUCGGCAUCCCAGACAACAUCCCCUUCAAAAGGCCCUGCACCUACGGAGUGCCCAAACUCAAACGCAUCCUGGAGGAACGCCAUGGGGUCCGCUUUGUAGUCAAAAGAAUGUUUGACGAAAGGAUUUUCACAGCUGCUGGUAAGGUGGCCAAGGAAGAGGGCAAGCAUGACAUAGGCUCCACGUCCGAGGACGGUUUCCCUGACAACCUCCGGGUCCCGUUGGCUGCACUGGAGCUGGUCACCAAUCCUCACAGCAGCAGAUCUACAAGCUCUUGUGUGAGUCCAUUGGCUGACUUCGAAGCAGGGCCUUCGGGAGAUUGUAUUCCCUUGAAAAAGAUUAAAACGGAGCCCCCAGAUGGGGAAAUCAUCCAGGUGACUGUACCAGAUGCCAGUGUUUCAGUGGAGGAGCCGAAUGAGUCUCAUGCUGACCCGGCUGCAGCAGCAGUGGUGGUGGUGGCCACCCCAGCCCAGGCUGCUUCUUGCCACUCUCUGGAAACCCACGCAGCACUGUCACCUAAACCAGCUUCGCAAGGCCUCAGAAGAUCAUCUGAAGGAAAUAUCGCUGAGGACAUAGGUGAAAUGAUCCUCCAGCUUCGGAGGCAGGUGGAAAGCAUAUUCAGCACUAAGUACGCCGAGGCGCUUGGACUACUUGAACCUGCGAAGGUGCCCUACUCCAAGUUUCAGAUGUACCCUGAGGAGCUGUGUGUCACAGGGCUACCGGAGGGUGUGGCUUUCCGCAGACCCAACUGUUUCGGAGCGGCCAAGCUGCGCAAGAUCCUGGCCGUUGGCAGUCAGAUUCAGUUUGUCAUCAAAAGGCCAGAACUUUUAACGGAUCAAGUCAAGCUAGAGACGCCUCCUUUCCCGGCCUGUGAUUCAGACCUCGACUCCAAAGAUGCUUUGACAGAAGAUGCAGGGGCCGAUUCGAAGAGACCAGGCUUCUCAGAUAGCUUAGAGGCCAAGCUGUCCAGGAUCGACCUUGCCAACACCCUGAGAGAGCAGGUCCAGGACCUGUUCAACAGGAAGUAUGGGGAGGCACUUGGCAUAAAAUACCCGGUCCAGGUACCUUACAAGAGGAUCAAGAGCAACCCGGGCUCGGUGAUCAUCGAGGGCCUGCCCCCUGGCAUCCCUUUCAGGAAACCAUGUACCUUUGGCUCGCAAAACCUGGAGAGGAUCUUGGCGGUGGCUGACAAGAUCUGCUUCACCAUCACCAGACCUUUCCAAGGACUCAUCCCUAAACCAGCACCUCGUCGGAUCACUUUAUUGAAGAAGGCCUACGCCUCAAUAAGUGAUGACGAGGAGGUCAACCGCAUGGGGGAGAAAGUGAUCCUCCGUGAGCAAGUGAAAGAACUCUUCAACCAGAAAUAUGGUGACGCUCUGGGCCUGGACCGCUCCGUCAUAGUCCCAUACAAGCUGAUCCGUGCCAGUCCCGACUCUGUUGAAGUUAUUGGCCUUCCGGAUGAUAUUCCCUUCCGAAAUCCCAACACUUACGACAUAGUCCGCCUGGAAAAGAUCCUUCAAGGCCGAGAUGAUAUCACCAUCAACAUCAAGAGCCAGCUACAGCCUUUUGCGGAAAUAUGCACCCAAACAUGUAACACAGAAGGGAAAGAGGUUUCUACCAAUCGACGCAAGCGCAAAAGAGUCCUGGAGAGCAGCCGAGUGUCCUUACCCUCUGAGUCAGGGGUAUCAACCAAUCAGAUUCCAGUGAUGCAAUGGCCCAUGUACAUGGUGGACUACAGUGGAGUGAAUGGGCAAGUCCCUGGGAAGGUGAAAUACUAGAAGAGAAGAAAACAGAUACUCUGCUACAGGAAGAGGAUAUAAUGAGAGGACUUUAUCAAACCAAUACUUAUAAUCGUAUUGCCAAGUUUCAGCUUUCCCCGAGUGCUAUUGCUUAAAAACUUUACUGACUGAAAAUAUAGGUUUGGAUAUGUUUUUAAAUGGUGGCUUGGGUGGAAAUGUGAGGAGGAACAAUUGAAUCUGUGCAUAAUUUGUUACAAGAUAAGUGCUUUCUUUCAUUUUGUUUCCUUCAAUGAUUUAUAUACACUAGAUGACAGGCAGGGAGUGCUGCUUUGAAGCCACUGCGCCUCCAUUUUAUUACUCCUCCACCGUUGUAAAAAAUAUUUUGGAAGCUAUAUAAAUGCAUUUAUUAAUGUCUGCAUUCAUUCUAGCCAUGUUUAUUCUAUUAUAGACAACUUAAUGCAUACUUUUAAAUUAUAUUAUGUGCGCUAAACAAAAUACAGAAAGACAUUGUUACUGUCCCCACUACAACAACAAAAUAAAUACUUAAAUACAUGUAAUUUUGUCCUUGCAACAUUUUAAUUUAAAUACUGAAUACCAGUGAAGGACUGCUUCUUCUGAGGAGUGCCAAUAUGGCCGAUUUGUGGCUUCAAAGCCUCUCAUUGGCCAAUACAUAGCAUCAGAAAUCUAGUGUUUAUAUACAGUUGUUAUCCCUACAAGCACUGAUGGUAUUUUCUUGAUACACCUUUUUCAAAAUGCUCUACAAAAGAAAAGUGAUUCCAACCGACUGGGGUUAUGUUAUGGCACUAAGCUUAUGGAAUUUACAAUCAUUGAAGUAUUCACCAUUUUAGGUUAUUUUUGUCUGAUCUAUCAUAAACUUUUGUUAUGGGGUGUAACUACAGCACAAAUGUCUUGGAUCAAUCUGGCUUUACAACAUUCAGAUAUUUGUUUGUAUGAUUUAUUUAUUUAUUUAUUUUGAAGAUUAAAAACAAACAUCAUGUGCAGGGAUGUAAAUUACAAUGUUCAGUAAUCUAAGUACUGAAUCAAAUGUCUCUACAACACUACUACUGUAUGUAACUCAAAGUAUAUCAACUGAAAUAUGUUCACCUUCAGGUGUGCGUACCGGUAUACUCCGUGGUAGGAAUAACCCAAGGUGAUAGCACUAUAUCUAAGACAAAUUUUCAUAUUUUGUAAAACUCCUCAUGGCUUUUCUUUAGCUGAGUACUUGUACGUGGAGUUGAGAUUUUCUCAGCUAGGCUUUUAUGUUUGUAGCACAUCUGUGCUAAGUAAAAAAUAUCUUAAAGUCAACAUGAAUGUAACGUGUGUUAAAGAAAGAAUGGUCUGUGUUAUCCUGUAACAGCUAUCUCUGAUUCACCAGUAUUUAUAUGCUGUACCUUAAUGCCAUUUAGGCCUUUGAAAUAAAAUGUGUUGCCUUGCACUUUUA
This is a messenger RNA of Oncorhynchus mykiss (rainbow trout), 4738 nucleotides long. RefSeq names its product GTF2I repeat domain containing 1 (gene gtf2ird1). Gene Ontology annotation, cellular component: nucleus. The record is from RefSeq and is a predicted model, not a curated record. Gene Ontology annotation, molecular function: DNA-binding transcription factor activity. Lineage: Eukaryota; Metazoa; Chordata; Actinopteri; Salmoniformes; Salmonidae.